Messenger RNA from Sitodiplosis mosellana (orange wheat blossom midge), 2633 nucleotides. RefSeq names its product arrestin domain-containing protein 1-like. Gene Ontology annotation, biological process: protein transport. NCBI's taxonomy places the organism in Eukaryota, Metazoa, Arthropoda, Insecta, Diptera, Cecidomyiidae. Gene Ontology annotation, cellular component: cytoplasm. The coding region runs from base 589 to 1548 and encodes 319 amino acids. The record is from RefSeq and is a predicted model, not a curated record. The transcript has 4 exons.
AGUAAUGAAUAAAAUUGAAAUAACUUAUUUCUUGGGAAGACUUUGUUUAUCUAUGAAUUGGUCGGCUUCUUUUUGGCAUAUCCAUUACCGUUGUAUCGCAGCUCGAUGCGUUCGUGGAAGCGUUGUGUGGUUCCGUUCAAUCGCAUACACUGUGACGCACGCACUCAACCGUCGGCAUUUUUGACGCUUCGCAAAUUCCUUCUUCGUCUUUUUCUCGUCGAAACGCGACGCACAUGCAACGAUGACGUUUCUUCAAGGUAAAUACGAAAAAACAGCAGUCUCCUGUCAGAAUUGUUUGUAGAUAGAUGUGUUGUUCCCUGUUGCUCGGAAGAAAGAACAAUUUUAUGUUUAAAUCACGGAUUUAAAGCAUAGCUAAGAUAUACAAUUUAGAAUAGAAAAGUAAAGAAAAGAAAGAUUCAACUCAUUCCGAUAUUGUUAAACCAGUGCCUGACUAUUUCAGUGUUUAUUUUGAUGAGUCAUAAAGACGAACAGAUUCAUAGCAUUUUUCAAGUGUGAUUUUUUUCAUUGAAAAACUAAUAUCAAAAAUCGAAGAAAAAAAACCAAUUCCGAGUAGGAAUUGACACAAAAAUGUCUGCCACUUGUGACAUCGAGUUUGAAAACAAUCCGAGAAAAAUCAUUUACGCUGGUCAGUUGUUGCGGGGCACGGUGCGACUGAAUUUGACGGAGAACUUCAAUGUUCGAAGUGUGUACGUUCGCAUAAGGGGAAAGGCGUUUGCUAGUUGGAAUAGUGUCGAAACAAAAGUAGAAGUCAAUGAAGACUAUUUGGAUAAAAAAAUGUAUUUUGUGGGUUCUCGUGAAUCAACGAGUAAAAUUAACCUGGAGGCAGGAGUGCACAAUUACACAUUUGAAUUUAUGUUGCCAUCUAACGUGCCAUCCUCGAUUGAAGGAAAAUAUGGACAAAUCAAAUACACUGUUGGAGUAGUUCUCGAUGUGCCACUAUGGACGAAUAAGGUGUUUAAGGAGCCGUUCACUCUGAUGAAAGCAUUAAAUUUGAAUGACUAUCCAUCGUUACGAGAACCACUCAUUGGUGAGAAGAUAAAAGGUGUGUAUCCGUUUUGUUUUGGAUUCUUUUGUCCGAAGACUAUCACAAUUACCGCUCGAGCACCUGUUGGCGGAUUUCUACCACGUCAAACGGUCAAUUUGGAAAUCCAUGUACAAAAUCAAAGUAGUGUGGAUGUGUAUAAAUUCACAGUUGAAUUGAUUCGAUUGAUCUCCUACUCGAGGGAAUACAAAUACUGCGGAUGCAAAAGCAAUUAUGGAAAAAAAGAAGAAAAAUGUCUGUUUUCGAAGACAAUCGAUGGUUGCAGCGGAAAAGAGGAAAAGAUGUUUCAUUUAGAUGUCGAUAUACCAGCAACUCCUCCCACCGAAAUUGCGUGGAGCAAGGGCAUUACGGUCACUUAUUUGAUUCGCAUAACAGCAUUCAUGCCUGGGUUGUACAAAAAUCGCUCUCUCUAUCUACCCAUCACGAUUGGCUCUUAUCCAUUCCAAGAUCAAACAUCUCAUGACGACGGUGUCGUCCAACAAUAGUGAUAGACUUGUGAAUUUGAGUUUGUCCGAAACUAAACUGAUUUUAUUGUUUCUUCUUACUUUACUAGUUACAUCGAUUCGUUUGCUUUAUUCGCUGAGUGAACAAAUAAUUUUAAUUGACAUAGUUUUGAUACUUAUAAUAAAUCUUUGUUUGAAGUUAGUUGGAAUUAUGGAUUUAUGCUUCGAUAUAUUUACUGUUUCGAGAAUUGCGAUUACUAAAAAUAUGUCAUAUGACUCAUGUGACAAACAUUGACACAAUGAAAUAUGGUUUCAAAUACAUCUUCCAAUCAUGUCGAUCGAAUCAUGUCGAAAGCCAAUAGUUUCUUAGCUUUUGCAUAAAAAUCAUGAUCAUCAAUUGUUACAUUUGUACAGAAACAUUACAGAAACAAACAGAUCAUAAUACCUAUACCGUGAAUAUUAUUAGUUUUAUAGAAAGAAAAUGCAAAUCUCUUUCGUGAAGUUCCAUAGAAAUACUCUUUAUAUUUUUCUAUAUAUUGUGAAUGGAACGAGGUAUAAAAUCGCCUUAAGCAGUACUUUCAAUACAACGAAAACAGUAAAUAGAAUUAAGAAAAAUAUGAACCACUCCAUAUUAUUAAGACGUUUCUUUUAUUUUUGUAAAUUACGCAAAAUUAAGGAUAUAAAUUCGUUUAAUAUGCACACAAUUGGACGAACCAUUUCAUUUAAUAUGCAAUUUCGACAAAAUAUACUUUAGACUAACUUUAGAUUACUUUUAGAUUAUUUCCCUUUUCUUCGAAAGAACAACAGAGACAUUAAAAUAAAAAUAAACAGUCAUUGCAGUGCAAUUGAGUGUAUGGCCGGUGUUCAUAUUUCUAUCUAAUAGAUAGAUAAAGAAAAGAAUGCAACGAAAAUAUAAACUAUUGUUCGUUGAUUUGAAACUGGCUAACAAAAAGAUACCAAAGUUUAUGUGUAUUGACCUUAAAAAAUUCUAUCAGUAUUUACUAUUUAAUAACGUUAUUAUUAUACCCAUAUGUUAUGAUAUAUGUUCAUGUGCCUUACUGUUUAUAUGGUGUAAAAUGUCUUCAUUCUUCAAAAUAAAAGUCUUUAUUCUUUAGCAACACAAAAAA